Emericellopsis cladophorae is the source of this 1794-nucleotide messenger RNA. RefSeq lists its product as uncharacterized. Lineage: Eukaryota; Fungi; Ascomycota; Sordariomycetes; Hypocreales; Bionectriaceae. Gene Ontology annotation, cellular component: nucleus. The record is from RefSeq and is a predicted model, not a curated record. The transcript is spliced from 3 exons. Gene Ontology annotation, biological process: DNA-templated transcription. Gene Ontology annotation, molecular function: zinc ion binding; DNA binding. Bases 1 to 1794 code for a protein of 597 amino acids.
AUGGUGGACAGCGCCCAUCCACCAGAGAGCGCUGCUCAAGGUGCAAACAGACUGACCCCUGAAACACCUCACCUCCAACAGUCCGAAGACGGCCACGUGAGCUACAUCGAUCCUAGCCAUUGGCAAUCCAUAUUGGAAGACAUACGAGAGGUCCGAGAGCACUUGGCACCGGGGCAGGCGAAGAACUCAAGCUCCAAUUUACAAUCAAAUGGAAACAUCCACACCAGCCACGGUGACGAUCCCGGUCUAUAUCUCGGAGCAUUCGCACCUGGCAGCCUCGAAGCCAUCUUGGCAACACUGCCUCCACAACCCAUCUGUGACAAGCUGAUAUCCGGGUAUUUUGGCAUGCAGUUCAUGGUCCUCGGGAUCAUUCAUCCUGAGAAGUUCCAAGGAGAAUACAAAGCCUUCUGGGACUCACCUGCGACGUCCUCGCCCUUGUGGCUCGCGUUGCUCUUUGCAAUGCUGAGCUUCACGGCUGCAAUACGCCUCAGAAUUGACCCGCAAGGCUCCCGAGUGGGAAGCCUACCCGACCCGGGGAUUCUGCAAGGAGCUGCGAAGCAGUGUCUGAUUCUGGGUAAUUACGCCACUGCAAAUGAGCACGCUCUCGAGGCCUUCAUCCUCCACAUGCAGAGCUACUUCGUAACGCAAGGGGGAAAGCCUUCCAUGGGGCUCUGGUUUGAAAUGGGUACUGUGAUUCGACUGGCUUUCCGCAUGGGCUGUCACCGCGAUCCCGGCAAUCUGACUGGCAUCUCGCCCUUUGCCGGCGAAAUGCGUCGCCGUCUAUGGCUGAACAUUGUCCAGAUUGACGCAUUGCUGUCGUUCCAAAUGGGACUGCCGAGCGUUAUACCCGCCCAAUUUUGCGAUACUGCCGUGCCGCGAAACCUGGAGCACUCCGAUCUGCACCCAGGCAUGGAGGCACUGCCCCCUUCCAGACCAUUCAAGGAGCGAACGUCUGUGACCUAUACCAUCGUCAAGUCUGGGAUCAUGGCUGUGUUCAAGAAGAUUGUGUGCCACACGCAGUUGCCGUCUGUGCCCGCGUACGAGGCUACCCUUGAACUUGAAAGAGAGAUGCGCCUGGCCUACAGCAAUGUGCCUGAGUUAUACCAGAGAUGUAACGUCAGUCAGUCAUUCAUGGACUCGUCGGGCGUCAUACUCGAGAGGAGCACAGUUGAAAUUCUCUACCUCAAAGGCAUCAUCGUCCUAUUGAGGAGAUUCAUCACCUACGACCUGAAAAACGAUGCCACGUAUGAGAAAUCGCGUCGAGCAUGCGUCGAGGCUGCUUUGGAUAUCCUGGCCCGGCAUGCUGACAUUGAUGCAGCCUGCCAGCCAGGAGGAAGAUUGUACGAGGACGGGUGGAUGUUUGACGCGAUUCCAAACCAUGACUAUCUGCUUGCCGCCAUGGUCUUGUGCAUGCAUGUCUCAGUGUAUCUAAGCAACCGGGCGCAGACGUCUCACCCCGAGGCAGACCUUGCAGAACGAUCACGUCGUGCCCUCGAGAGCUUGGCUCGCAUCUGGCAGCCGCAGAGCUCAGAGUCUCCGGAUGUACGGAUAGCAGCCGAAGCUAUCAACGUCAUGAUGAAAAAGGUCGUCGAAAAAGAACGUGGCAGUAGUGAUAACUAUCACUCUUCUUCUUCCUUUGCGAGUGUUGCCACGUCUGACACCACGGACGACUUAUCACUGCCUUUUGCUGGUACCAUGGCACAAAUGAUUGAUGGAAAUGAGGUGAUCGACUGGGCCUUCCUCGACCAAUACUUCCAGGGGACAGAAGGAUUUGGCCUGGACUUCGGGCUAUAG